This is a messenger RNA of Talaromyces stipitatus ATCC 10500, 2916 nucleotides long. RefSeq lists its product as uncharacterized. Gene Ontology annotation, molecular function: catalytic activity. The transcript is spliced from 2 exons. Lineage: Eukaryota; Fungi; Ascomycota; Eurotiomycetes; Eurotiales; Trichocomaceae. Bases 1 to 2916 code for a protein of 971 amino acids. The record is from RefSeq and is a predicted model, not a curated record.
AUGGAAAGUCCAGAGAGGCCUCCAGGGGCCACUGGAGAUCCAGAAAUCAUGGGACCUGGAUCUGGGGUUGAUUCAUCGACACCCUCCCAGGAACCGUCACAGCUACCUCCAACUACCCGUGCACCGUUUGCAGGACUUCAAGGUAGCCAGAAACAGUCCAAAGAACCUACUUUGGACAACAGCAACACUUUACAAGAGCCACGACAGACUGGAGAAACCCAACAAGCUCCAGGAACGACUCUCGAAAAAAGGAAGGCUUCUAGGCUGACCAUAGGAUCUCGGACCCCAAUAACUAGGUCUGGAUUAAGCGCGGCUCCAAAGAGAAAGAUUACACUUGCCACAAUACGUGCAACGAGUGCUCCUGCAGAGGAUAGCCUUGUGAUGAGCCUGAUCGAGGAUCUCAACAGCCAAACACAAGAGACGAUCCGCCAGCUCUCCGUCGAGCUAACAGCCGCAAGAAACGUGAUCAGCACGCAACAGGGCCUUAUUACUACCCUUAACGCUAGGCUAGAGAGCCUUGAAACCUACGUGAACGCGCUACAAAGCCGUCAAAUCCUACCACUCGACCCCUUUGACACAACGCGUGAGGUUGCGGCGCACGGGCCACCGCCAAGAGCCGCUUCCACGGGAGGCUUAGCGUCCACCCCAAUACAGCUAGAUGCCGCGCCUGAGAGCCGCGCGAUAAACUCAACCGCACCUCAGCCGCAGCCGCGAUAUCAGAAUCCAACAAAGGCUACGAAACAAGCCGUACAGCCACCUGAGGGCCCCAAAAAAGUAUUUGGAACCGCCGCGCAGACCACCAAACAGCCUGAAACUACCGCUAAGCCACUGACCAAGCCCGCACCUACGAAAUGGGCCGCUAUUGCCGCGAACAAUACCCAAUCUGGAGGAUGGAAAACCGUCCAGUAUAAGAAACAGGCUCCAACACCCUCAAAGACUCUAUUGAUAACGGAAUUGAAGCCCGUGAGCACCCGGAGCAAGGAGGAGAGACGCCUAAUCUUUAGACGACGAUAUCCUAAAGAUGCCCGUACCGCAUUAAAAGCUGAUGUCCUCUUGGCCCUCAACCGUGCCCUUGCUAAGACAGGUUUUCCUGACUUUGUAAGAGCGGUCGAUUCUGGAUACGCAGCCUCAGGAGCCUUGACAGUGCUCCUUGAGCGAGGCACUUGCAGCAGCACCCUCGUGCCCGUCUACAACGAUACUCUACUAGCCGCUGUAAGGCAAACAGACCCGGCAGUUAUUUCUGUGGAGAUUAGCGAACAGUGGCACCGUGUCAAGGUACAGGCAGUGCCUGUGGACCGCUACAUGUAUAACGAUCAAGGCUUAGCACUGGCCCAAGAAGAGAUUGAGCUGGGAACACCAUAUAGGCUUAAACGAGAGCCAACGUGGCUUAAGAGAGCCAAGACUAUACAGGCUAGUAACCAGAAAUUUGCCACGAUUGUGAUCACAGUAGGUUCCUUAGAGGAAGCUCGAACACUGAUCAAUAGAGGCAUCAAGUUUGGAGGCCGGCACCAUCGAGUAGCACCUUAUUGGGAGUCAAAUCCUGAAAGUAUCUGCCCCCGAUGCUGCGGAAUCGGCUACUCCGGCUUCAUGGCUUGCGGUGGCAGGCCUCCUAGAUGCGCGAUCUGCGCAGGUGACCAUGAGGCGAUAGAACACUCUUGUACAGUAGUGGAUUGUAGGGUUGGCCCAGCCAAACCUUGCCAACACACAGUGAUCAAGUGCGCUAACUGCAAAGGUGCACACGAGGCCACAUCUGCUAAGUGUCCUAGAGUUAGAGAGGCUCGUCAAAGGGCCAUCCGGAGAAUGAGGGAACGCUCCUUACAAGACCUCAUCCCAUCGGAUGAGACAUUCGCAGUAGUCCCUCCAAAGCUAGUACUGACCUCAGCAGAGAGACCCGGACAGCCUCUAGAAGAGACACUAGCUCUAGAGGAGGACGACGAUGAAUCACUGCCUGUGAUGCAAUUAGAGGCUGACAUUCAUGAGGGAGAUAGCCAACAGCCACUAGAGCUAGAGCUUAGUCCAGCCACCGAAGCGCCUCAAAGCGCUGUAGUGCAUACAGCCCUUGAAGCAGCACUACAGGCUGGUGCCGGGAUAGCCUGUCUCCAGGAGCCCCCGGUACGUGGAAAAUACCAGAUAAGCCAUCCUGGCUUUCUGUUCUACUGGCCUGAGGGUCCUCGAGAACAUGCUCGGGUAGUGACAGCGAUUCGGAGAGAUUUAGUGAGAGAAUUAGUAGUGGAGGCGCGCACAGAUCUGGGUAACCAUCCAUAUUUUAUGGUGGUUGACGUGCUAGAACAGGGGAGGCGUACGAGGAUAGUGAACUGCUAUGACAACUGGCUAGGAGCACGUCAUACAUACUCAGGAGAGAGCCUACUUACAAGAAGAGCUCUUUCAGAUCUCGAUUGGGGACCAAUUUUAGAGGGCCGAUGUCUCAUUCUUGGAGAUUUUAACGCUCACAGCCCGAUGUGGAAUGCCCACAUCGACCAGAGGGUCAACGCGAGAUCCCUGGAGGAUCUGAUAACGAGGCAUGACCUCUUUAUCAACAAUGACCCUGACAAACCAACAAGACCUCAUAAAUCUAGAGGUCCUACAGCAUCGUCAGGGAAUGAAACAAGCACACAAAACCUAUCCACGGAGCCGAGGGUCUCAAUUAUUGAUCUUACAAUCAGUAAUCAAGCCCUCGGGCCCUUAUCUGGAUGGGAAAUCGAAGGCCAGAAGCUUACACCGUCAGAUCACGUCAUGAUCUGGGCAAGCUGGGAACCUCCAGCAAUGACAAUUACAGAGCCUACAAGGAAAGAAGUCACAGGCUGGCAAAUAGAGAAUCUACUAGGAGACAAGGAGGCCCUGCAAGACAUGGGCCUUUUAAACAAGACCAGGAAAAAACAGCGAGAUCCUGAUUUGACGACGAACCACGCUUAUUGA